Aedes albopictus (Asian tiger mosquito) is the source of this 1344-nucleotide messenger RNA. RefSeq lists its product as uncharacterized. Bases 118 to 1344 code for a protein of 408 amino acids. Lineage: Eukaryota; Metazoa; Arthropoda; Insecta; Diptera; Culicidae. The transcript has 2 exons. The record is from RefSeq and is a predicted model, not a curated record.
GCAAAGUCUGUUGAAUACAUUUAAAAAUAUAAAACCUUUGCUAUGCUACCGGAAUGCUAUCAAUCGUUGGUUGGUGCUCAACUGGAAGGGGUCUUCCGAUAAGGUGCAAAAAGCAACAUGUCUAAGAUUGCAACAUUGUUUCUGGUGCUAGCCGUAGUCGCUGGUGCGCUGGCCUACCAGGGUCAACGUAACGGCGAAUCAUCAGGCCAGGGUCAGGGAAGAGAAGGAGGAGCAGCUGGCGAAUUGGAACGUCGAAGGGAAGAACAGCGCCGUGGUUGGGACGCAUGGAGGGCCGAACGUCAGCGUGCAUUGGACGCUGCCUGGGGAGAGGGUCGUGAGGCAAACCAGGAAGGAGGUGAAGGAUCACAGGAAGGUCGGGAAGGUCAGGAGCAGCAAAACGAAGAAGGUGGCGAAGGAGAAACAGAAGUGGAAGGGGAUAAUGAGGAAGGGGAUGGGGAAGGUGGUGAUCAAGAAAAUGGAAACGAAGAAGGCAAUGAAGAGGAAGCCGAACGUGAAGGUGAAGGUGGAAAUGGAGAAGAAGGCGAAGGCGAUGGGGAAGAGGGACGGGCUGGGGGUUGGACCGUGUGGAAUGAAAGGCGGAACCAACAAAAUCGUGGUAGACUAGCUGGUCAAAGAUCUCGUCAGGAAGGUGGUGAACGAAAUGAACAAGCAAAUGGUCAAGAGGGUCGCCGAGGACAACAGCAAGGUCGUCGAAAUGGAAAUAAUCAAGAUGGACAAAGGAAUCGUCAAGGAGGUCGACAGGAGCAAAACCAGGGUGGACGGCAAAAUGGCGGAGAUGGUGAACAAAAUUCAUCGCAAAGAGGUGGCCGUCAACAAGGUGGCCAAAACGGACGGCAAGAAAAUCGGCAAGCUGGACGUCAAGGAAAUAAUGCCGAGGGCCAACAGGGAAAUCGCCAGAAUGAACGACAGGGUGGUCGUCAGCAGAGCCAAGCUGGAGAGCAACAAAGCCGCCAAAAUGGACGUCAGGAGAAUAACAAAAAAGCAAAGAAAGGAAGUAAAUCAGAGCAACAAAGUGCAAAUCAAGGACGUCAAGAAGGUCGCCAACAGGAGCAAAACCGUCAGAAUGGACGAAAUGAAAACCGCCAGGGGGCUAGCCAGGGGAACUCACAGGAAGGACAGCAAAGAAACCGUCAAAAUGGACGAGAGGGUGGCCGUCAGAAUGAAGGGCAGGCAAGGAAUCAAGAGGGACAGCAACGAGAUCGUCAAAAUGGUCGACAGGGAGGUAACCAGGAACGGCAAAGAGGUCGACAGGAUCAGGAAGGUCGUCGUGAGAACGAAAACAAAGUAGCCCACAGUUAUUCUAAACUAAAAAAGUUCAACUAA